GGUUUGCGCCUGUUUGAACGACGUACGAGCCUCACUGGGCGCAGCACAUCGUGGAGGACUUGCUUUGGUCGCUUAAGUAAUCCGUUGAUCGAAUAAACAGAAUGGGAAAGACGCAAUCGAAGCUUUCCCCCACCCAGCUCGAGGAGCUCCAAAAGGCCACACACUUUGAUAAGAAGGAACUGCAGCAAUGGUAUAAAGGUUUCCUUAAGGAUUGCCCUUCAGGGAAUCUGACCAAGGAGGACUUCCAGAAGAUCUAUCGCCAGUUCUUCCCUUAUGGGGACCCGGCCCCGUUUGCAGAUUAUGUAUUCCGUGUCUUCGAUUCCGAUAGGAGUGGCACGAUAGACUUCAAGGAGUUCAUCUGCGCGCUGUCGAUCACGUCCCGCGGCAAAAUGGAGGAUAAGCUGGACUGGGCGUUUCAACUGUAUGACAUCGAUGGUGACGGAAGGAUCAGUUAUGAUGAAAUGCUGGCGAUUGUGGAAGCGAUCUACAAAAUGGUGGGCAACAUGGUCAAACUACCGGAGGACGAAGAUACCCCUGAAAAGCGAGUAAGGAAAAUUUUCAACAUGAUGGACAAGGACGAGAAUGGCUCUCUCGAUCUGGAGGAAUUCAAAGAAGGCAGCAAGCGCGACCAGACCAUUGUCAGCGCCCUGUCUCUAUAUGACGGCCUAGUAUAAAGCUAGCCGUCCGGUUUUGAGCAUUUCUUCAUUUCUUCGUCUCUUUCUCCAAAUUCUCGUUUAUUCCCCCGGCUGUAUCUGAUCACUCCCAUUUUCCCCCGUUUGUGUCCAUUUGUGUCCAUUUGGGUAAAUAUUUCUUUACUCUGGAAGCCAGGGACCGCUUGCCCUGUCGUGUCGACUUCACCCUAGUCUGACGGUAAACCGAGCUGCUGUUCAAUACCUCGAUCCAAAUGAUCUGAAGAGUCUCUGGAGU
This is a messenger RNA of Paecilomyces variotii, 927 nucleotides long. RefSeq names its product calcium sensor. Bases 102 to 674 code for a protein of 190 amino acids. The record is from RefSeq and is a predicted model, not a curated record. The transcript is spliced from 4 exons. NCBI's taxonomy places the organism in Eukaryota, Fungi, Ascomycota, Eurotiomycetes, Eurotiales, Thermoascaceae. Gene Ontology annotation, molecular function: calcium ion binding. Gene Ontology annotation, cellular component: cytosol; intracellular membrane-bounded organelle; membrane.